Messenger RNA from Tremella mesenterica DSM 1558, 1020 nucleotides. RefSeq lists its product as uncharacterized. The record is from RefSeq and is a predicted model, not a curated record. Lineage: Eukaryota; Fungi; Basidiomycota; Tremellomycetes; Tremellales; Tremellaceae. The transcript has 5 exons. The coding region runs from base 1 to 1020 and encodes 339 amino acids.
AUGUCGGAUACACCACCUUCUUCCAAAGUACCUCCUCCCACGCCAAAGCGGUACGCAAACAAGGGAAGUCGUCGCAACAACACCUCUCCAGAAAAGGGAGGACAAGCAGUCGAUGAAUUUUUUUCAACAACAAUAUUGAGUGCGUAUGAACCGUUCUCAUGGGUGCCGGGAACGAAAUUUGAUCGUCGUAUUUUUCCUCAGGAUAGCUCAAAGACAUUGGCUUUACUGCCAAACACCUUGAAAGGCGAAGUGUGGGCUAUACCAGCGAAUAAAGAGUUAGAAAUAGAUGCCGUAUCCUUCGGUUGCAUAACCGUCAGUGAGAAAGCACAAUCAAGCUGUGCUGAGUGCCGUGCAAGAGGAACGAGCAAUUGUGAUUUUGGGAAGAAUGUAUUAGAAGAAGAAAUUCUAGAUGCGUCAUUGGCCUCUAACCUUGUUGCCAAGCUCGAAGGAUUAGAAGCAAUUGUCAGUGGCUUUGCGACCAUUGAUACCCCGAUUCCACCUCAGGUCAUUUUGUCGGCUUUGGGUCCCCUUACUCGGGACGGGCGUGCACUUGUUCAGCAGCUUAACGCUGCAGUAGCUGCUAAUGUGUUGGACACCGACGAUCCUUCCUCACGUCGUCGCCGUACCGCGGUUACCCUUCUUCCCUCGCCGGUGUUGGAACACGGACAACUUACAGGACUCAGUGCGGGCUGGAACGAUGAAGAUAUCACGAUGGAUGACGCUGCAAAUAGACAGCUGAAUACCGCUCCUGCUGCUGCGGCUGCUACCUCUGGUCCUGCGCGGAACUUACGAUCGCAACGCAAACAUUCUCAGACUUUUGAACAACGUCUUCGAUCUGCUCAAGGCUCCGGAAAGCGAGGGAAGUCUCGUCAGAUUUCAGAAAGUAGUCGCUUGUCCACUCCCAACGAUUUAGAUCGUCAAACGUCGAACGCGAGUGGAUCAGGUGCCGGGGUGUCAGACAAGGAUACGCAUGGCCAUGAUCAAACCAUGUUAGAGGAGUUGGAUGAAGAUGGGGGUUAA